AUGAGGAACAAAGGCUCGGGAUUCCUGAAGCAGAUCCUGGGCGCCCUCGCCGGCCUCACCAGGGCCAAGUCCCUCGCCCUCAAGAGCAAGACCAACGCCCUCAAGGCCCGCGUCCUCCUCCUCUCCCUCCUCCGCAACCGUCGGCUCGUGGUGGAGUCCAUCUCCCACAAGCUCCACGGCCUCCUCGGCCCGCGCGAGCCCGGUCGCCGCGGCGGCGACGAGGGGGAGGACGGCGGGGAGUCGGCGGCGGUCGUCGUCUACGCCCACGGCAUGGCCCGCGGCGAGCUGGUCAGGUGCGGAGCGGCCGGAGAUGAGGAGGCGGCGAAGUAUCCGGAUCAUCCGAGGCAGUCGAUGUUCGAGCUGGAGGACUUCGAGGACCCCGGGGGGUCGGUGAUCGACCUGGUGAAGAACUCGAAGCAGGAGGGGGAGGACUUCGUGCUGGAGGACGAGAUCGACCGGGUGGCCGACCUGUUCAUCCGGCGGUUCCACCGGCAGAUCAGGAUGCAGAAGCAGCUCUCCCUGAAGCGGUUCAACGAGGCGCUCGACCGGAGCCCGCGGUGA
Molecule: messenger RNA, 561 nt
Organism: Syzygium oleosum
Lineage: Eukaryota; Viridiplantae; Streptophyta; Magnoliopsida; Myrtales; Myrtaceae
Exons: 1
Coding region: 1-561 (186 amino acids)
Source: RefSeq, a predicted model, not a curated record